AUGGCAAUAUCCCACCAAGAAACACUUGGUUUGUUCCUUUUAAUGAAUGUUCUGUUUUUCCCAAUUGGUAGCCUUGGUGACGUAUGUCCUUUGGAUACGCUAAAACUAGGUGCAUGCGCGGAUGUGCUCAACGGACUCCUCAAUGUCAACAUAGGUAAACCUCCUGUAACCCCGUGUUGUAGUCUUUUUGCGGGUCUCGUUAACCUUGAGGCAGCUGUUUGUCUUUGUACUGCGAUCAAGGCCAAUGUUCUCGGGAUCCAUCUCAAUGUUCCACUCUCCUUGAGUCUCCUCCUCAAUGUUUGCGGCAAGAGAGUUCCUAAGGGCUUCAUAUGUGCCUAA
Messenger RNA from Impatiens glandulifera, 339 nucleotides. Its product is annotated as 14 kDa proline-rich protein DC2.15-like. The record is from RefSeq and is a predicted model, not a curated record. The transcript has a single exon. Lineage: Eukaryota; Viridiplantae; Streptophyta; Magnoliopsida; Ericales; Balsaminaceae. Bases 1 to 339 code for a protein of 112 amino acids.